Molecule: messenger RNA, 12294 nt
Organism: Alligator mississippiensis (American alligator)
Lineage: Eukaryota; Metazoa; Chordata; Crocodylia; Alligatoridae
Product: zinc finger BED domain-containing protein 6
Exons: 2
Coding region: 8403-11159 (918 amino acids)
Molecular function (GO): protein dimerization activity; DNA binding
Source: RefSeq, a predicted model, not a curated record
AUUUACUAACAUCUAUCACAUAUUUCCCAAAGAGCUGAACUGUAAAGGAGCUGGGGUGGGAUUCUGGGAAAGUAUGGGCUAAAUCCUAUUUCACUUCAUGUACCUGACCAACAUGCAUGUAGCAUGUAAAUGCAGGUUCUGUUACUCAGACUUGGUGAUUUAGCAUUGCCCCUGCUAGCUUACUGAGUUGGCUAAGUAGGACUACUCUCUGGCCAGACACCUGGAGGGAGGAACAGAAUUAUGCAGGAAUCUGUAGAAGUCCUAAAAUUUAGUCAGGCAAAAAACUGGACUAGAAGGAAUUAGAUACCAGAGUACAAAGGGGACUUUUCACACUUUUCACAAUAGGUCAAUUGCCUAGUGCAGGGGUAUCAAACUCAUCCUGUGCCCUGGGCCAGAUUGGGCUCAUGGCAUGGAGCGGCAGCAGGACCAUUGGUGGCUAUGGCUGUGGCAGGGCCAGCAGUGGUGGUGGUGGUGGGACUGGUGGAACUGCUAGCGGCUGUGGUGCGACUGGUGAUGGUAGGACAAGUAGCCGCAAGCUGCUUACCACAGGAGUGGUAUUGGGCCAAACAGCUGUUAGGUAAGCAGGGAUGCAUUAACAUAGCCAUCACUUUCUCCUCCACGGAGGGCUACGUCUGCUAGGGCCCAGGGUCUUGGAUUCCGUGGCAGGCUGCUCCCACUGCUGGCCCCAUCCCCAAUUUCCACAGACUGCAGGUAGCACGGUGGGAGAGAUCAAGUGAUUGCAGGCUAGAUCUGGCUCACAGGUCAUAUGUUGGACACCCCUGGCCUAGCAUUUACAGCACUUAUGCAAAGAGCAGGACAUGCUCAAAUCUGCACCUCAUGCUCCCCAGCAAAGUCCACUGACCAUCAGACCAGGGACCUCUCCAGCUCAGCUCUUGAAGAUGUCUUUCAUCUAAUAGUCAUUUGGGAAAAUGUGUAAGCAGCAUUGAGAGACUUCCUACCUGACUGAAAGCCAAGAUCCCAGACUAGGACCUUGGGUCACCUUCCCUACAGAUUAGCAUUUGUCUCCCUAAAUGACACAUCCUUUGAUUUGUAUUCUUUUUUCUUGCCCUACAAAUCUUCCUCCCAUGGCUGUCUAGUGGAUGAGCCUCACUGGUUAACAAAACAAAACAUCAGUUGCUACUUCUAGCUGCUGUUCAGACCUUUCCAAAAAAGCAGUUAUUCAUUCUCGGCCUAGUCUAGUAUUAAUAGCUUGAUAAACAGAUUCUUAUUCUACUUUCUCAUGCUAUUGCUUGUGAUUUAAAUGGAAGCUUAUUAAUUACUGAUUAUAUAUAUCAUCUUAAGCACAUGUCAUUCAUAGCUGGACUUUUGCUAGGUUCAUAGUCUUCACUAGUCAGUGUGGUCAGUCAGUAGGCUACAUAUGCCAUUUAAGCACAUAAAGUGAAAUAGGAUGUAAGCCAUGUAGGCCUGUCAGCUGCCUUGACAUAACUGAUGCAAUUUUUUUUUGAACAGACACCGUGAGCUGCAAGUGAAAUGAGCACAGAGACAACCUAAACCGCUGUUGAAGGCAAAACAAAAUGUAGAUAGCUGUAAAAUGUAGAAAAACAAGAUAAACUAGAGAAGCAAAACAAGCCGGAGGAUGGCUCAGUAGGUGAGAAGUAAGUUAAAAGGAAACAGGCUGAGGGAGAUAGAUUGAUGAGGGAAUAACCAAAGGAAAAGGUAAUUUGGGAGAAUCUAUAGCAUGACCAUAUAUGGCAUAUACAGAGGAGGGCUGUAAAAAGGGUAUAAAAGCUUAAGCAAAAAACUUAAGUUUUGGGGAGCUGUCCCUAAGCAGGAGGAGACCAUGCUGGUUAAAACUGCAAGCCCCAGUGCCAUGAGGAUGCCUGGCCAGCUGAGUCUUCAUUCAUUGUUUGGCAGGCCUACAUAAAAAUACCUUAACGGACUGGGGUUUUGCUUGAGUAGUGGUAUUGCUUAAGUGUUCAGUAAAUCAGGAUUUUAGAUCAGAAUAGUUACUCCAAUUGUUUCGUUCCGUUCAGCCCGCUCCCUAAUCAAAAUGAAGCAUAACAGGCCAGUUACAAAUGGAAGUCCUGGAUGCUGAGAACCAGCAGCUGAAAAGAAGGGGAAACUCUCAGGGUGGGGUGUAAGUCAGAAGACUCUGUAUCUUGAGAGUUAUCUAGAGACACCAAGAUAGGGACACUAGGCUCAGUUCAGACUCCAGAGGUUUAAAAACUCUGGAUCCAGCACCUGAAGCCCCUAACAGCACUGUGGUAAACUGCCAACAGAAGGCAUUCAUCCAGAUGUCAUCAUAUCCUAUAUCAGCAGCUGUCUAUGCAACAUCCAGAUCCCAUUUUCUGUUGUUUCCCAGUUUCCCUCAACCAGCUAUCAAUCCUGUUUAUUCCCCCCCCCCCCCCCCUCCCCCUUGCAAUCUGUUGCCAGGAAUGGAUUAAGGCAAUCUGGGGAACAAGGCACAUCACAAAAUGAGACCCUUGUGACUCUGACCCCCACUUAAAAGGGAGGUGGGCUGGAAGCAGGGAAACACCUCCGCGCAUUGAUCAUCUCAGCAGUAUUUGUUUGGUAAGAGCCGGGAGCUGGAGUGCUGUGCUCUUCUUCUUUUGACAUACACAGAGUCCUCUGCAAAGUGUCAGACUAAGAUUUCUAAGAAAUUGGGUUGGGAGAUAAGAUUGUAUUGAGAUGCCCAGGGCUGUGCUACCCUGCUGUCUGCUCCCCCAUCUGUAGCCUGAUCGUUUGUAGAGUUCAGAUUGUGGCUGUAUGGGAUUGUUGGGAUGGGGGUGAACCUGCUUCAGGCAGGAGGGUGGGCUGGAUGGCCUCUGGACAUCCCUUCCAGCCCUACUUCUCUAUAACUCCAUGAGGCUCUCUACAACUCAGGCAGGCAUUGAUGUAUUACCCUGGGGCUGUGUUUUCUUUAUAACCAUGAAAACUAAAUACUGAUGACUUUGAUGAAAACUGAAAUCCUGAUAGAGCUUGAUCAAUUUAUGGAGGAGAGUAUUAGGAUAGGAGUGUGCUUGGAGUAGAAAUCAGUAUAUAUAUUUGAAACAGCAUAUAUAUAUAUAUAUAUGGCUGUUUCAAAUAUUUGGCAUUCAUGAAAGGAAGCCAAUCUACUGCGUGGGCUGUUGAUAUAUGUGGAAAGUGUUUAGAAAUCCAAGUCUAAAAACAGAGGUUGGAUUUCUCCAAGGAAACUCUGAAGCCUUUUGUCUUGGGAUCCUAUAGGGAACCCUGUUGUCCUAUGUUAGGUACCUGUGAAGUAUCUAAAUUAGCACUCUGGCAAGGACAAUAGCAGCAAAUGUGAGUUAAUUGCCAUUCAAACUGCCUCUAUAAAUAAUUCUCCUCCAUUCCCCACCCUGAAAGUUGACCCUACUGUGCAAUUUCCUGUGGAUUCCUGGUUGUAAUUUAAACCACCCCAGAUUAAAUCCAACCUGUUUUUUAGCCCAGUGCUUCAUAGCUUCCACUAGUUGUAUCCAGGGGCCAGUAAGAAAUUACCUCCCCCACUUUGCCAAAAUGAUUAUUUGAAUUCAAGGGGUUUUUCCCACUUCUGUCAUUCAGCCUGUGCUGGGAGGCUGAUUCCAGUGUGUUAGUGCCCACUGAAUAACCUUUCAGGUUUGUGACUGAUGCCUCUUGAUCAUGUACUUAAACCGAUUGCCAGAGGGAAGAAUUUCACCCCAGGUUAUACUGACAUCAACUCUUUUUUCUUUUUUUUUGACUUCUGGUGCAACAGGGGCAUGAUGCAUUUCUUGGGAUUAGGUGAUGGUCUUUACCAAACACAUUCCCUUCCACUGCAAUGUCCAAAGUGUAAGAGGCCUUCACAGCACAUUAUCUCUGCUGCUCUCUCCCUGUGGCAUUGCAGCGUGUUGUGGAUGUAUGUGCCAGAGUGCUUGUAGAUAGAUGCUUUUUGGACAGAGAUUUAUUACAUCAGUGUUUACGAAUGCAAAGGACUGGGCUCCAUGGCCUGGGAGGUCCCUUGCAGUCCCAUCUUCCCAUGACUCAAAGAGCAGAGGCCAAAGGCAUGGGAGAGUAUUUGCUUCCAGCUGAAUUGAGUAUGUGUGUGUGUGUGGGUGUGUGUAUAUAUAUAUAUAUAUAUAUAUAUAUAUAUAUAUAUAUAUAUACACACACACACACAAUAUAUUCAAAUGUUUGGCAUUCACAAAAGGAAGCCAAUUUGCUGCGUGGGUUGUUGCAGAAAUUCCGUUUUUUCUAGCUCUAUCCCUAUCCUCUCUUUCCCAUUUACAGACGAAUCAUCCAGAGCAUCUCACUGCUUGUGAGAACAGAAAGCCAGAGCAGAAAAUAGUUUUCUAGUUAUUUACUGAAUGUGCAUAUAAAAUUCCCCCAGCUUUUGCCCUUUUUUUUGUCUAUUAAGUGUAGGUAAUUUUUGGUUUGAAGGUGACCAGUUGUCCUGAGUCCAUGACUGAGGGAACUGUAGGGAAGAUAUAGUGACUUAAACCUCCCUUCAGUCAGCUAUCUCCUCCAUAUUUGAGAAUCAAAUUAUUUUGCUCUUUUUACACUAAUAAAAUUCCCCAGCCCUCACGCUUUGUUUCUAAUGGCUGAAUACUGACAGAAACUCCCUGCAGCUAUUUUCCUUUUCUCUCCCUUUUAUCAAAACCUUUAGAUUUCUAUCUCUUUUUUUUUAGUUCUAUUGUUUAAUAUUGAUAUAAAACUCCAUCAGAUUUUGCCUCUUAGCUCUUUUUUUUUUGGUCAGCAAAUGAAAUCUCAUCACAUUUGGUUACCUACUGUUUAAUUAUGGAAUAGCAGUAACUUUCAUUGCGGGAAGUUGCUCUUCUCUGAAGGGAAACUACCACUAGGGUUUCCCCCUCACUGGGUGUGUCUACAUAUUCAUUCAUGUGCAGAGGUUAUGGGGCAUUUAAUUUAGCAUUUGUAUAAUCAAGUACUAAAUAAAUGUGCAGUAACCAGAAUGACUGUGCAGUAGCACCAACAAAUGCCUCUUUAGUGACAUUAGGGCACAGUAGCUUAAUCAGGGCUGCUUCUAGGGGGGGGCGAAUCGGGGCAACCACCUCAGGCCCUGCGUUUUGGGGGGGCCCCGUGGACAGUGCCAUACAGGACCCGCUGCAGCCGCCACGCACCACUACUGCCGAGUGCUGCUGGCUCUGCCGCUGCCACCACCACUGCGUGCUGCCAGCUCCAGCUGCUCGCUACCCCCCUGCCCCUGCUCCACCGGCUCUGCCUGUUCGCCACCCCCACCCCCCGGCCCCGCACAGGCUGAUAUGCCCCUAGCCCUGCACACCCCUAGGGACAGCUCUGAGCUUAAUAAUACUGCACAGUAGUGUAUUAGCACUGUCUGUGCUGUGACGCGCUAUUGCGCAGUACUAUUAGGCUACUGCGCAGUUAGCGUCUCAUGUAAAUGCGCCCGGUAGGCUCUAAUCAGCUGCCAUUUCCCCACCGCUGCUGCACUCCAGGUGCCACAUAACCUUCUGGCUCCAUCCCGUUCCAGGGCCCUGGCACAGUGGCAUCAUUCAGGGCUCCUUGCUGGCCCAGAAGGAACCAGCACUUUCUGGUUAUUUGUCAAAUAUUUCAAGUCACCUCAGAUUUUAGUCCUGAUUUUUCUUGGCUUCUUAAACGACAGGGACAACUUUUACUUUGGCAAGAAGCAAUUAUCUCUUCAUCCCACCCUUGCCUCGCUCAGCUGUGCCCCUGAAAUACAGCAGCAAGAACCAUGCAGACCAGGAGAAACGAGCAAAUGAAACACGUAAAAAAAUAAGCUCGGCUGAGAACUAAGUCUGGCCCAAGGAAAUAGCUUCCGACAAAGAUGUAUUUUAAUGUGCCAUGUGAAUUUGAUAUUAGUAUUGAUUUUAAAAAGCAGCAUUUAAAAAGAAAAGUGAAGAUUUUCUCUUUCUAAAAUAUUCCUGCAGUUUUUAAAUGCCAUGCAAUCCACCGUGACAAUUGUUGUUUUGGUUGAAUUCAAACAAAACCAGAAAAUGAUUGUUUUUCCCUUGUUUGUUUUACUCCUCCUUUCUCUUCCUUGCCUCCUUUUGUAGACACUGGGAGAAAAAAAGAGAGAGAGAGGGAGGGAAGGGAGAAAAUAAAGAGGGAAAUCCGUCCCCAAACCAAAAAUACAUUUUCCCAUUUUGAUUCCCUUUGAAUCUUAUUAAUUUGCUUUUGUUCUUUUCACCUGAAAUAUGACAAUGGUCACUGAGAACCCGUGUUUCAUGGAAAGAAAUAAUAGUGUGAUGGAAAAUUGAAUGCAGGCCUAGCUGCCUAGGAGGUGUCCACCGAUGUCCGUGAGGACCUGCGGUGCAUUCCCUAAAUGUCCUGUUUGGGACUUGGCAGCACUAAGCGUUGGCCUGGCUUCCUCGCACAGCCAGCAGAUGGGGAGCAGGGGGAGGAGGGGUACGGAGAUUACAUGAGCCGAAAGGUAGGUUAUUAUUUUGCUGGGAUUUGGGAGGAUCACUUAAAUCAACCCGUGUGGGCCUGCGUGGCCCCUGGCCACAGGAUGGCAGGAAGUAGUAUAUUUCCUUGGGACUGCCCCUGGUUCAUUUGUCCUGGAGGAACCUCUGUGAUCAGGAAGCAGAGCAAGAUUUAGCCAAAUCCCUUCUGUGUUUCUGUCCCUGGGGGAGACCAGGGACACAGUUUCAUUAGCUGUGGCCGCUAGAGGGCUCUGGCAAUGGCUAAGGGAGGGGAGGCUGCUUCUCUCUGUUUUAUCUGUUUAGUACAUCAGGGGCUGAGCUUCCCGGGUCAGAUGCUGCUCCUACAUCCAUAGUGACCUGAGAGCCUGGGCUGAGCAGCUGCUGCUCCCCCAGCGGGUCUGUUCCAGCCCCAGCCCCUCGAGCCCAGCCUGGGAGCAGGGGCUUUCUCCAGGGGCUGGACACCAGCCCCAGGCUCUGCUGACACCAGCACCUGAGCUAGCUCCAGAUGACAGAAUCGUGAGUGGAAAGGAGGAGGACAGUCUUGACAUAAAUGCCCCGAGGAAGAGGGACUUCAUGAGAUGUCACCUAGCAGAUCCAAAGGGGAUGCAUCCCAGAAUCCUCACCACUGGGAAUCUGACAAGAAUAAGCCCAGACUGGGAAGGCAGCAGAAAAACCCUCCAGAGAAGAGAGGGGAUAAAUACAUUCCCUGCCCAGGAGGUCUCAGGAAGGUCAUUUUCCACCAGAAAACCCCAUCUGGGAGAGAGGCAAAAUACAUGUGCUGACUGUGGGGCAAGACUUUAUGCAGAGCUCAGGCUCACAAGAAUUUGCCCAGGAAAGAAAAUCUUUGAGUGCCCCGAGUGCAAGAAAGUCAGCAUCUUUGAAGAAUUGGCAUUGACACCACACUGGGGAAUGCAUGGCAAGGGAAACCCAUAGCUGUGUGCGUCCUUGCUGUGCGAAACACUUCCAUCGGAGUAGGUGUUUCUGUAGGAGAAUCCAGUGCCACUGCCCCGUUCAGGCAAAAUGAAAUAGUGAUCGUUGGAGGACCUUAAAGGCUGGGGAGGACGGAGUUGUUUAUUCCAUAAUUAGCCAACAAAGGACAUGCAGGACUUGCUUAUCAGUUAGAUCCUUAGGAGUAGGGGGCAAGGGGACUGAUGAUCUGAUGGUUCCUUAGUGUGAGUAGCAGAUGAUAGGAGAUAAGAUGGACAUGGGGUUUGUCCUUUGAUUUUAUUAGUGGCCUGUACGAUGUGAAUUAGCAUAUUUCUCCCCCGUUUAGAAAUGAGAUAGGAUAGGUGCCCUGACAACAGAAAUGCUCAGUGCAUUUAAUGUUUGCAGGAUCCUCUAUCUCAGCAAAAAGUCUGAGGACUGAACCCACCACAGUGUCUGCAAUCAUUACCCCCCCCUGAAGGUGGAUCUCCUGUGGUAGGACUGAAAUGCAGCGCUCUGAUACCCUGCCUAGAGCACAGAGAGAAAUUGUCUGCAAACUAUUUACUCAGCAAAUCCAGCCUCUCUCCUUGCUGGUAGCAGCAAGCCACAGAUUCCUCUUGUCCACUUCCUGUAUGAUAGUAUUUGAUAACUCAUUGGCGUAGUGUUGAUUUGUUUGUGGCAAUACUUGAUAGCCAUUCUGAACGGACUUGGUUAGCAGUGAUUUUACACGUGGUGUUUACUGUUUCCCCUAGUGUGAAAGGAAUAACUCUGUAAGAAGGACUUGAGGGGACUGCUAUGGCUCUAAGUAUCUCAAGGAGAGGGAGCAGCUUAGCAAGGGACAAGAAAAGAAGGCUAGGGAAAGGCAGAUUAUUUUAAAAGCUCUUCUAUACAUCACCACUGGCCUUACCUGAAAUGCCAUUCCUAGAUCAGUUUGGCUGCCAGUGGGUGCAAGAUUUCAGUGUAACAAUGCAGGUGCAGCCUACAAUGUGUGUGAUGAGGGUUCAGUCAGCAUCUUGUCUGGUUCAUUUUAAGUGUUUAAGUGCCAGAGUCCUGCAGUGGGGUUUGGAGCCCUGUCCCAUUCACCAUCAGUAGUGAGCACCAUCCUACCCAGAGUAGCCUACAGCCUCUACCAGUCACUGGAACACCAUGAAAAGAAGCAAUCGUAGCAACACAGGAUGGAGGAACUUGUCUGCCAAGCAGCCACGUGUAAGCCCUAACCAUAUGACUGGGAUAAGUCCAAAUGCUGGCUCUGCCUUAGAGUUGUCCUCACAGCCAGGUACAUCUGUCAGCCACCAAUCACCAGAAUCUGCCACAGAGAAACACCACCUAUCUGUGCCUGCUGUGUCUGGGAUCAUUGGGGAAUCUGGCACUGGGGGCCCCCUUUUUAUUCCAGAUGAGGUGUUGCAGGUUAUCAAGGCUGAGGCUGAUGAGGAUGGAGCCAGCGUGGCUGGAGAGGCAGGCUCAUCAGGGGGCGAUACAUUUUCAGGCUACUCCUCUGGGGUAGAUGGGGAGGCUCCCAUGGAUCCGAUCACCCCUGAGGGCAUGGAGGGAGAAGAGGAGGUCAGUGAUGGGUUGGGACACUCUGGUGGGUUAGAAGGAGAAGUCAAGCAUCCAGUGCUAAUAAACUCAUACUUCGCCAGCAUCCAAAAACAAAGCAAACAAGCUCUCCAGACUGGGGGAGAGAUCAGCCCUGAGCCAAGGGAGGCCAUAACAGAUAACAAGGCAGAGGAAAAUUCCCACACUGUUGUCCCUACUACUUCAUAUGUGCCAGGGGUAAGGGUGCAGGGCACGGGGCCAGGAAGGUACCAUCGACAGAAGUCAUGGGUGUGGGAAUACUUCUCCAUUGACCCUGGGGAUCCCACCCGUGUCACUUGCAUGAUCUGCCAGCAGAUGGUCAAGCGGGGAACUGACCCCAAACGUCUGGGUACGUCCUCACUUGGCAACCACAUCAAACACAACCACAAUGUUGUCUACAUGCAUCAGAAGAACCUGAGUGGGCAGCAGCCUGGCACAGGUGGGGCAACAGAGCCUCACUCGACCUUACAUGGUGCCACACUAAAGCAGAGGCCAGGGUGUAGCAUCAGCCGGGCCCCUGCCAUCACCAAGAGACUUGCCACCUACGCUUCCCACCUGUCUGUCAGUGAGAGUGUGCAGAGGAGCACGAAAUACCACCGGGCACACCCUCGGGCACUCGCACUGAAUGCUGCUUGUGCCAAGAUGCUAGCUCUUGACCUCCUGCCCUUCUCCCAUGUGGAGGGUGAGGGCUUCCGAGAAAUGAUGGCAGCAGCUGCUCCACGCUGGCAGGUGCCCAGCCGCUCCUUCUUUUCCAAAAGGGCAGUGCCAGAGCUGUGCCGGGCAGUGAAGGCCUCAGUGCUGCAGGCUCUCAGGGGCUGCAAGGGUGGCCGGGUGCACCUGGCAGUGGACAUGUGGACCAGCGGGCAAACCACUGACUACAUGUCCAUCAGCGCCCAUUGGGUGAGCCUGAGCAACAGCAGCAUCCUGCGCCAGCAUGCCACUCUCUUCAUGUGCGGUUUGGAAAAACAGCACAGUGCUCGGCAUGUGCUGGAGAGGCUGCAGGCCGUUAUUGGGGAGUGGCUGACACCCCUCUCCCUUUCGCCAGGCUUCGUAGCCUCAGACGAUGGGCAGCGUGUGAGGCGGGCUCUGCGGGAGGGUGGCUUUCCCCAUGUCAUGUGUCUGGCGCACUGCCUAGCCCUCGUGGUGCGGGAGUUCCUACACAGCAAUGAGGAAGUGGACAGGGUCCUGGCAGCCACCAGGAAGAUCUGCACCUAUUUCAGCCGCUCCUACGCUGCCCGCCACCUCCUCUGGGAGCUGCAGGUUGAAAAUCACCUGCCCCGGCACCAGCUAAAGAAAGAGGUGGCUGCCCGGUGGAGCUCCACCCUGCGCAUGCUGGAGCGGCUCUACGAGCAGCGAGUUGCUAUCCAGGCCUGCCUGCGCCGAUCUGCCCAGGCCCAGCGGGACAGGGGGCUGCACCUGGCACCGAGUGACUGGCCCCUCAUCCACACACUUUGCCACAUCCUGCGGCCCUUUGAUGAUGCCACAAAGCUGGUGAGCGGAGCUAAUGUGGGCAUCAGCCAGGCCAUCCCACUUAUCUGUCUGCUGGAGAAGAAGCUGCUUUCACUAGUGCAGCAGUAUGAGGGAGAGGGUAACGAGACUGGCCUGGCCUUGGCCCUUAGCCUGCUGCAAACCUUGCAGGGCAAUCGGCAGAUAAUGGAGAUACGCAGCCAAGAGCACUACAUCCUUGCCACCUACAUGGACCCCAGGUUUAAAAAUAACAUGGCUGCCUUCAUGCCCAGUGGGGACAGCAGCCUACACUGCUGGACACAGAGACUGAUUGAUGAGGUGGCUGAGAAUAUCCGGGACACUGGUGAGACAAGCACGGGCCAGAGGCAGCAGCAGUGUGAGGGCAGUGCCUCAGACCAGGGCAGGUCCCUUUGGGACAGCCUGGAGGACUUUGGACUCAUAAGUGUGGCCCCUGCCUCCCAGGAUUCGGCCAAGGCCCAAGCAGCACAAAUAGUAGAGGGAUACCUGCAGGACACUGUCCUCAUGUCUGCCAGUGCGGAGCCGCUGCUGUACUGGCAGCUCAAGAGGGAUGUCUGGCUGCCUCUCUUCCAGGUGGCUGUACAGCAUCUGAGCUGUCCCCCCUCCAGCCUAUACUCUGAGCAGCUCUUCACCACGGCAGCCACCAUUGUGAAGAACAGGCGGACUUGCCUCUCCACAGGCAGCGUGGAGAGCUUGGCCUUCAUUAAGAUGAACAAGCACUUGCUCCCACAGGAGUACAGGGUGCCAGAGCAUGUGGCUGGUGGCCAGGAUGUGGCUCUGCAAGAUAUAGAGGAGGAAGAAGAGGAGGAAGAGGAGGAGGAGAUGGACGAUAUCAUGGAGUGACUCUAAUCAAGGGGCACCACCUUCUUAGCAUGCACGGUGCUGGGAACCAGCUUGUGCUUGUCUUACUAACACUGGGAACUCGCACACAGGAAGGGGACAACUUGGUUGGCAAGGGGCAUUGAUACCUCCCAGUGUCGGCACUCCUUUCUCUCCCUCUCUCUUUGUUUGGCUGCAGUUCAAGGACUUGGAUUUUUCUGCCUUUUCCUACUCAUCUGCAAACAGGCAGCUGUACAAAGAGCAGCUUUGAGGUUUUCAAUGGGCCUGUGAUUAUCAUUAUCUAACUAUUUGUAUGUUUGUGUAUAAUAUAUCUAUAGCUAUAUAUAUAUAUAUAUUUUUUUUUUUGUGGCAUUUUAUGAUCCACAACAGGAAAUCGUUGUACUUAAAUAAGGGCAGCAUCGUUGCCUGACUUAACAAAGCUACCUUUUGACCAGUAUAGAGAUGGCAGUGAAGCCCUUGACAGGACCUGUGUCAGUGAUGAUAUGCCAGCAUUGUCUUUCCACUUAUGGGCAUGUCUGUACAAAGAUUUGCGCACAUGCAACCCUACCACUGACUUUGGGUCAAUUGUAACUGGCCCCUGCAGAAAGAUCUUAGUAGAAGAAUAUUGGUUGGGAUAACAGAAAAGACGUUCAGGAUACAAAGCUGUUUAUCCCUUUGAGAGGUCUGCUUUAUGGGGCCUCCCAGUUUAAUAUUGUAAAACCUGUCAUUAAAUUGACCAGAAAAACAAACGUUCCAGUAGUGGUGAGAUUCCAGGACCUUUUUGCUAGCAAUACUUUGUAAUACUGGUCAUUACAUGUAUUUUAAGAAAACAGUCUGAACAUUAAUGCCAGUGUUUUCAGAAACCGCGUGGCUAAAACUGCAGGAAAAAGGACGACAUUUUCAGAAGUGCCUAAACAUGAGCUGAUAGAUUUGCUAUGGGACUUGCACUCCUAACCCUUUAAGGAGUUUAAAAAUCCCACUCAAAAUCCAGAAACUGGUUUAGGUGCCCAGGAUUUAGGUGCCUAACUCUGGCCACUGGCCUGGGGAACUUUUGAUCUAAUGCAGCCAUCAGCAAUGUUCUUACAUUGAUGCAUACUCACCCCUGAAUGGGUUUUGUCCCUAAGCUGAAUAAAAGUUAUAUGUUUAAAAAGCGGGGAAA